Messenger RNA from Lotus japonicus, 1936 nucleotides. RefSeq lists its product as uncharacterized. Bases 137 to 1705 code for a protein of 522 amino acids. Gene Ontology annotation, biological process: mitotic spindle assembly checkpoint signaling; meiotic sister chromatid cohesion, centromeric. NCBI's taxonomy places the organism in Eukaryota, Viridiplantae, Streptophyta, Magnoliopsida, Fabales, Fabaceae. Gene Ontology annotation, molecular function: protein kinase activity. The transcript has 5 exons. The record is from RefSeq and is a predicted model, not a curated record.
CCCAGCCAAUUUGGCCCAUCAUCUCCUUUACCAAAAGAGCGCGUGACCACCCUCCCAGACUCAAAUUCAAACAAUGUCCACCGUGUGACCGUGCUGCUCCGACGACCACCGCCAUCGCCACCGUGCCCAUUCAGAAAUGGCGAACUUCGAAGAACUCUUAUCCUCCUUGAACUCAGACAUCAACUCCUACACCGGCAAAGACCCUCUUCUUCCUUGGCUCCGAGGGAUCCGAAAGAUGAAGGACACUCUUCCUCCUCAAACCCUCAACGAAAAACUCCCCGAUUUCCUCCAGAAAUGUGCUCGCAUCUUCGAGCUCGAUCGGCGUUACAGAAACGACAUGCGUUAUCUUCGCGUUUGGCUCCACUUGAUGGAUUUUGUGGAUGAUCCUGGAGCACUUUUGAAAACCAUGGAGGUGAAUCAUAUUGGGACGAAACGGUGUCAGUUCUACCAAGCAUAUGCUCUUUACCAUGAGAAGAGCAAGAGGUAUGAUGAGGCAGAGAAAAUGUACCAUCUGGGAGUGAAGAAUCUUGCAGAGCCUUUAGAUGAAUUGCAGAAAUCAUAUGAUCAAUUUCUUCAACGCAUGAAGCGGAAGAACAACAAGAGAGUCCAGCACAAGGAAGUAAGGUCUAGCAGGAGGCCUCUGUCUACAAAGGGCAUACCUCCUUUUGAUAACAAGACUGGGGAAUGCAGUGUUGGGGGUGCGCAAACAGGACGCCAAGUUGCGAGUUCUGUAAUUGAAGAUGUUGCUGAUGAUAGAAGAGUGAAGACUAGAAAGAGUGAGGGCAAGAGAUUUCAUGGUGAUGAUACAGUUGUUGUCAAGAAGUUUGUUGGCACUGCCAUGGAUGGAAAGUCUGAAGUAGAAGAUGCAUGCCAUCAUGGACUGGUGGAUCCUACAAUAAAUAUGAAGGAGGCCAGGAAUGCUAUUAACAGCAUGUUCCGGGAGCCAUUGGAGACUGUUCCAUUAGCCAGGAAAUCACAUAAAAAACAUGCGAAAGAAAGUCGGAGUACAAAGAAUGACUUCAAAGUUUUUGUUGAUGAAAACAUGGAUUAUGGAAUCAAACCAUCCGGUUCUUUAUCACUUCAGCAAAGGACUGGAGCUAGCCAAGCUCACCAAGAACCUCUCCAGAUAUACAUUGAUGAUGAAGGAUGUUCUGAGAACAAUGACGUAAAUAUGAGUUUGUCUGAUGGUUCUGCUUCAUCAGCUUCAAAACUAAAUGGCUUUGUUUUCCCACCACCUAAGGAUCUUCUUUCUGAAAAAUCUUCUGAUAUGGAGGCAGUUAGCUCCCGUAAUCCAAGGUUAUUUAGAGAGGAUACAAUCGUUGGCAGAUUUGUUGGUUCCGCCAUUUUGGAUGAACCAAAGGUGGAAAAUGUUUGCCACCACGGCUUAGUAGAGCCCACAAUCAACAUGAAGGAAGCUAUGAAUGACAUAAAUGGCAUGUUUGUGAAACCAAUGGAUUUUGUUAGGAGAAAAAGAUCAAUGAAGCAGGAGAAAGGACCCGAGAGCCAUAGUGGAAAGGAAUUUGGUGGGUUUUCAAUCCUUGCUGAUGAUGACCUAGAACAUCGACAAGGUCCAUCACCACCACCUCCACCUCCACCAAAGUUGCCAAGAAUGUCAAAGGAAUCUGAUUUAUUUGAGCCAACUCUCCACACAAAGGAAGCCAAGGACGACAUAAACAAGAUGUUUAGUAUGCCACUCGAUUUUUAGGGACAAAGUGUGUGCUGAGUGCCGAUUCUGUGUUUGCAAACCCUUUAUAUAAUUGAUUCUAAAGACAUAAUGGUUCUAAAGCCAGAAUCAAUUGUGUGGAGAAGCUUUUGUGAGUAGCUUCUGAGUUUCAGAAUUGAUUAUGAUGAAAGAGAAGUUGAUUGUAAGUUGUAACAACAAUUGUGUUUUGUGUGAGAUACUCUAAUAAAGGUUACCGGUCUCCAUUUUUAACUA